Thrips palmi is the source of this 1506-nucleotide messenger RNA. Its product is annotated as non-homologous end-joining factor 1-like. The record is from RefSeq and is a predicted model, not a curated record. Bases 346 to 1155 code for a protein of 269 amino acids. Gene Ontology annotation, biological process: double-strand break repair via nonhomologous end joining. Gene Ontology annotation, molecular function: DNA end binding. Lineage: Eukaryota; Metazoa; Arthropoda; Insecta; Thysanoptera; Thripidae. Gene Ontology annotation, cellular component: nucleus; DNA ligase IV complex. The transcript has a single exon.
AGAAAGAGGAUUCGGGGUGUGUAUGAGAAAUUUAUCCGUCAACCCCUUCCGUGUAGAGUCCUUAAGGACUCUAUUCCGUGGUGCGAAUAGCCCUCGGAACGCACCGUGAUUGGCUGCGAGUGCGGCGUGGUCAGCCAAUCAAAACGCGCAAGCAUAACGGGAUGCCGGCUCGGGGCUCGGGAUCUCCUCGCUCUCGCACACACGGCUGGCACCUGGCACAGCAGACAGAGACAGCAGACGCUCUUCACUAAUUUGGCUUUGACUGGCUUAAAGAAAAGAAGACUGUUGAGGCGCUCACUAGGGAAGUUCGGAAAUUUAAAAGUCAGAAGCGGGAGCAGCAGUGUAAUGUGGAAUUUCAUCAAGACAGGAAGGAAGACAUUCGUCUUUAAGAAGUGUGCCUCAUCAGGCACUCUACGAUUAAUAAUCUCAGAUUUUAUCCACAUUUGGGUCCAAGAAAUGUCGGAUAGCACUCUGUUAGCUUUGUGUCAAGAGCAGAAUCCGCUAUUGGAGUUCAAUGAAGACGAGUUCUCCGCGCAGACCAUCUGGACGAUGGUCGACAACCAUCUUGGAAGCAGGGAAAAAGAAGACGGGUUUAGGUCCACUCUGGAUCUAGAUUUGGAAGAGGAUUCUUCUUUACAGUUAAAAUUUAAUAGCAAAAUGCAUGGUCAUCCUUUUAAACUAAAUAUGACUCUGUUACAAGAAAAUCCUAAUGUUUUAUUUAAUGAAGUCACGAGUCCGUUACUUUUAUUAUCUGAACUAUUAUUGGCUCAACAAGACCACCUUUUUUCUCUUUUGGAAAAAAAAGACCUUGAAAUUAAGCAGUACAAGCUGGAGGGUGCCACCUUGUCACGCCGGAAUAUAGAAACUACGCCUUUUCAAAGAAACGAAUUUUGGAGUAGUUAUCAAGAUAGCAAAGGCAAUUUAUCUGAAGAACUAAGCAAAGUUGUAGACGUUUUAAAUUUAGUAACACUACAACAACCCAAAAGUAGUGAGAGGGUCAUUCCAAAAGAGUCUGCUAGUAGCUCAGAAACAGCCCAGAUUCUGAGUCCAAUAAACAUUCAAAUGGAGGCAGAAGGUAAUGCUAAAGAAGAAGAAGAAGAGCAGUCUACCAUAGUAAGAUUACCCAAGAAAAAGAGAACCAAAUUGAAUAUUUAAUUUAUAACUGAUAAUUUAUGUGCCAUUUCAAUUUUAGUUAUCUUUGGCUAAUGUUUUAAGACAGUUUUAUAAGCAAUUUCAGUGGUAGUUAAUUUAGGCUGAAAGACAGUUUUAUACAAAAUGUUAAAUAAAUCACUAUUCAUUAGAGUCACAUUUUAAAAUUUAUUUUACCAUUGUACAAAAUACAUUUGUCGAGGAAAAAGACACAUUUUAUAAAAUUAGAAAGAAAAAGAACAUCAGAUUGAAGGAACUGUUUUAUGUAUACAGGCUAGUAAUGAACUGGACUUUCAAUAAUUGUAUUUUCUUACAUCACUGCAAUCUGAUCAAUAAAUAAAGACACAUAUGAGAUUA